Molecule: messenger RNA, 1353 nt
Organism: Anopheles nili
Lineage: Eukaryota; Metazoa; Arthropoda; Insecta; Diptera; Culicidae
Exons: 7
Coding region: 1-1353 (450 amino acids)
Cellular component (GO): nucleus
Molecular function (GO): zinc ion binding
Source: RefSeq, a predicted model, not a curated record
AUGGCGAAGUUACGAAGCAUUUUCAAGAAACACCUGAUUCCGAACCUGGAGAGCAAGUGUCGCCUGUGCCUUUCGGACCGGGCAAUUGUGCAGUCCAUCUUCCAGUCGGAAAACAGCAAGGAAGCGACCGCUACGUUGGUGGAGAAAAUAUUCGAGUGCACUGCAAUAAUGCUUUCGAAGGACUUCGACUUCCCGUCCCCGAUCUGCGAGGAUUGCGCGCAAAAGCUGGACGAGUUUCUGCUCUUUCGCACCAAAUGCUUGCGCAGCAACGAGAUCUACCGCUUCAAUCGGCUUCACAAGCAACGGAUGCUGUUCUGUCGACCGGUUGGGAGCGAGAAAAAAUCCCCCCCUGAGGCCAAUGUGGUUGAUGGUAAACCGGACACGGAAUCGAGCUCAUCGUCGGAGGAAUUGCGCCCAACGGAAGCUCAGUGUGUCCAGAUGGCGCAAGUCAUCCCCGUAGUAAUCGUCGAAGAAGCUAGUGGUUCAAGUAGUUCCGAGCACCGUACGGUGAUAGACACAGAACAGAUAACCACACGAUCGGAUCGCAUCCUGGAGCCUGAGAUAACGACAUGCUCGGUCUUAAGCAACGGAGCGAAUACUGAGCAAAGCGUACCUGAGGAGCAGUCGGAGAUGGAUUCGGAGUCCAUGCAAAGUAACAACCGAAUGUCACCGUCCACACUUGAGCAGACGGACGAACAGUUGAUCCUUAGGUGGAAACCUCCACUGGAUCCUGAGGAUAGCGAGUGUUCGAGUAUGUUUUCUCCGGCACCGGUUGUAUUCCUCGUCGAUGAGACGGAAACUACAACUAGCGAGGUCGAGGACAUAGAGGAAGUGAUGCUGCUUCCUAGCGAGCAAGCUGAUUCCGCGCGAAAGUCCGAUUUCCCGCUUGAUCCCGUCGGGGAUGUCACGUUUCCGAUCGAAACGGUCGAACAGCUAGAGCAGCUGGAGCAGUUGGUCAGGAGCUCCGACUCUGCUCGAAAUUGCUACAUAAAUACGCUAAGGCGGCUAAAAUCGCACGAUUGCUCGCUCAGCACUACAUAUCAACGGUUGUUCGCGGAUAAGCUGCUGAUCCACUACAACUACGAUGGCAUCUCGCCGAAGUACAACAAACGAUCGCUGAAGUCGUUGCACCUUUUCACGGAAUGUAUGGUUGUGGCCUGGGAAGACCAUAUGGACGCCGGCAAGGUUAAGGAGGCUGUAAUUCAGGCUGUGAGAAAAUCCCAUAACCGUUACAACCAGUUCAACCACCGUAAGCUACGAGUGGUUAUAGCUGAUGAUAACCCAUUGAAGGGUGAUCCAUCGUGGAAGGAUUACCAACUACUGCCAGCUAACGUUCACACACUGGUGCCGUAA